UUGUACCGGGUAAGCUAGCUAAUGGCUAGUAGCUGUUAGCUGCCUUCUAACGUUGGUCAGAGGAGCCAAAUAAAGACUCAAAACAGGCAAGUUUGUCCACGACCAAGCAUCGUAUACUUGGUAUACUUCAGACAACGAAGGUCAGAGAAUAUGGUUGUGAAUCUCUGUCUUCCACACUUUUGUGCAACAGCUCAUUGUAACAAGCUUUGUGCAGAUGGCUAUGAUGUCACAAACCUUGUGUCAGCUGACCCUGCUCUCCGGAGGCGCGGCUUCAAGCUGGAGUACUUUCUACGUCCACCUGUACAGGUUACAUUGAAGUUUGGCUUCCAGGUGGAGCUGUGCAGGGUGGACGUGGAGCUGUGGCCCUGGGGUAUGGACCGAGGACAGGCCUGUAAGAGACUGGAGAUCAGCACCAGCUCUGAUCCACUACCUUCCCAGAAUAUUGACCAAGGCCACAAACUGGUUCAAAAGAAACAAAUGCAGGUAAAGGACCAGAAACAGAGCAAAGAAAAACAACAAGUAGAGGACAGUAAAUCCUGCCAGAAUAAUGGCCACCAGUGGGGACUUCAGGCCCAACAGUGGGGUGAGGAAGCCCUAGGUGAGCCUCAGCAAAGAGGCCAUGCUUUCAAAUCAAACACUGAAUCCAGUAAUCCUGAACCAGAGUUUAAAUUAGUCGGUCGUUGUGAACUUAGGGAGGAAACCCAAGUCUGUUUCACACGUUUAAAUUUCAGUCCCCGGCCUCCGUUCCUCUCUACACCACCUCAACAACCUACAAACUGUCGGCAGGAGGAGCUAUGGAGUCGGGGUCUGCUAUCGUUAGGAGCCGUGACACAACUUCGUGUGACGUUGCCUUUCGGCGGUUCAGCAUCUGCUCUGGGGCUCAAGGCUUUGGCGGUUUGGGGACAACCUGCUCGCUGCUGCCGUGCAGAAGAAGUGGAAAGGAUUAAAAGAGUCCAUCAGGCCAGUUACAGACGGCUGCAGAAACCUGCAUUUUUUACCUCUUCUGUCAGUCAGACACAACCACCACAGGGCGCAGCAACACCCCCAAGCAAUCUUUCCAUCCCAGAAGAGUUUCUUGACCCAAUAACCCAGGAGGUAAUGAUGCUGCCAAUGCUGCUGCCUAGCGGUGUGUCUGUGGACAACACCACUCUGGAGGAGCACCAGAAAAGGGAAGCCACAUGGGGUCGACCCCCAAACGACCCCUUUACUGGGGUCCCGUUUACUUCAACCUCCCAGCCUCUUCCCAACCCCCAACUGAAAAGCCGCAUCGACCGAUUCCUCCUGGAGAAAGGGAUGAUGGGUAGGGACGGGAUGUUGGGCAGACAAGGAGAGGGAGAAAUUCCACAGGCUUCAAGACUCGUACCCUCCAAGGCAGUUGGACAGCCCCAGUAUUCUCCGAGUCUGAGUGAAAGUUUGAUAAACAGCACUGCUGUUCAGUACAAUGCUGGCACCAGAACCACAAACAGGACUACACAAAAAGAGGACACUGAAUUGGGACAUUCAUCUGAUAAUGGGAAUUGCACAAUUUACUCCAAGCCUUUUACUCAAGAGAGUAAAUCAGAGUUGGAGAGAAGAAAGAAAAGAGAUCUCAGUGAAAUUGUGUUUGAGACGCAACAUCUACCUCAAACAAAAAUACCAAGACACGAUGCAGUCUCAGACCCCAGCUGCAGCUCUCAUGAGCAGCGUUUGUCAGCCAGUCUAGACGAGGCUCUCUUCUCCGCCCUGCAGGGCCGACCCUCCUUCACCUCAAACUUGUCUCAGCAGAGACGGGAUUGUCCCGACUCUGAAGCACUGAAUACGUCACAGCACAGUCAGACUGCAGGCACUGCCAGUAUGCCAACAGGUGAGAAGACGUGCUCUGCAUGUUCCUGUUCGGUCUCGAUUUACUCCACGUCAUCCAUCUACCGUCUAACCUGCGGUCACUUGCUCUGCCGCUCCUGCCUCCAGAGGGAAUCACAACCAUCAAACUCCGUCACUAUAUCAGCAUCCAAUCAUAUCUUGUGUUCAGAUUGCCAAAGACGGACCCCACGCAGUGACAUUGUACGUGUGCAUCACUGACAGAUGCCGUAAAAGGCAAGUCUGUGCUUCUGAAAGCCUGGGAAGGAAUGAGGAAGAUUGUUCUGAAGGUAAAGACAGGGUUGUACUCCACAGUUGUUGAACGUGGGAAAAUAAAAAUUCAGCUUAAAGUUUUGAAUUGUUGAUUAACAUUCUAAACAAUUGCCACAUCUCCAUGACACCACCCCAUCUUCUGUGUUGUUUUGUAAUAUUAUUUGUUAUUAGUGUGCCAUUUAAGUUUUUUUAAGUCCAGCACUGAAUUAUUUUUCCAAUGCUCUUUGACGUUCCCAAUGUCCAAGCUGUAAAAAGAACAUCACUGAAUGCAGAGACCUUUACAAAAAUCUUGUGUUUAAGGAUGAGUCUUGCUCUCUUCCACCCCCUCUGCCCAUCUUAGCCUUUUCAAGUGUAGUUGCAGCCUUGGUUCUGCAGCAUUUGUAUAGAGCCCAGAUGCGUAGAUGUAUUGAGGAUGGACAAAGAAAAGGUUGGGCAACAGAUGCAAUGGAAGCAAGAGGCCAGAGGAAUGAAAGUGGAUUUCGAGUGGGUCCAAGGCUGUGUCAUUGUAAAAAAAAAAAUACAGUGGGUCAUGCUUGGCCUUCCCCUCUUUUCCUCUUCACUCCAUAACGGUAACCAUCCAUAACCACUUUAUAUAUCCAUACACUUUUAUAGGCUUUGUUGUCCUUAAGGUAGAGUUCAGAAUUUUUUAAAGUGGGGUUGUACCAAGUACCUAUCCAUAGUUAUUGUAUCACCCACAUUAGAUGGUGGUUGGCACACUCCGAGUUUGGUUAAGGAAGCGAGAGUAUUGGCAGAGAAGCAAAGUAAUGUACUGCUGAAGAUGGGCCGCAGGUGUACUUUAGCCCCCCCAAAAAAGUCCCACCUACUAAAUCAAUAUCAGUUUAAAGAAGUACUAUAUUUAGAAUAUUUCCACUGCUUUAUCUUGCUCUCAAACAGCCCUGUUUAAGUUUGCACAGGGGGAAAUGAAGCCGUUUGAUGCUCUUGAAAAAAACAGUAAUUUUACUUUGCUGAACCACCUUGGAAACACGUAUAAAUAUGUUUUGCUGCUGCCCCCGUCAACAGCAGUGCAUUGCAUAGUUUCUCCUGUGGCACUCCUGUCUACUUCUCCAAACUGUGGGCAUGCUGACUGCUAUCUACUGCAGGUUAUACACAGAGUAGGACUACGUACAUUAGUGUUCAAUAUAAUAGCAGGCCAAUGUGACUAACCAGAUUAAUUCAGGUUUUUAGUAUAUUUUUUAUUGCUACAUGACAAACAAGGUACCAGUAGGUGCAGUAGAUUCUCAGAAAACCAACAAGACCCAGCAUUCGUGAUAUGCACGCUCUUAAGGCUGUGCAAUUGGGCAAUUAGUUGAAAGGGGUGUGUUCAAAAAUAUAGCAGUGUCUGCCGUUUACUUUACAAACUCAAAACUAUUUUGUACAAACUUUUUUGUUUCUAGGAUUUAGCAAUCCUGUGAAUCACUAAACUAAUAUUUAGUUGUAUGACCACAGUUUUUAUAACUGCUUCACAUCUGUGUGGCAUGGAGUCAACCAACUUGUGGAACCUUUCAGCUGUUAUUCCUCUCCAAGAUUCUCUAACAACAUUCCACAAUUAAUUUAAAUUUCUUGGUUUUGCUUCAGAAACAGCAUUUUUGAUGUCACCCCACAAGUUCUCAAUUGGAUUAAGGUCCGGGGAUUGGGCAGGCUACUCCAUAACAUCAAUGUUGUUGGUUUGGAACCAAGAUUUUGCUGGUUUACUAGUGUGUUUGAGGUCAUUGUCUUGUUGAAAGACCCAUUUCAAGGGCAUGUCCUCUCUCUUCAGCAUAAGGCAACAUGACUUUCAUGUAUUUUGACAUGCAAACUGAUCCAUGAUCCCUGGUAUGUGAUAAAUAGGCCCAACACCAUAGUAGGAGAAACAUGCCCAUAUCAUGAUGCUGCACCACCAUGCUUCACUGUCUUCACUGUGUACUGUGGCUUGAAUUCAGAGUUUGGGGCUCGUCUGACAAACUGUCUGUGGCCCUUGGACCCAAAAAUAACAAUUUUACUCUCAUCAGUCCACAAAAUGUUCCUCCAUUUCUCUUUAGGCCAGUUGAUGUGUUCUUCGGCAAAUUGUAACCUCUUCUGCACAUGCCUUUUUUUAACAGAGGGACUUUGCGGGGGAUUCUUGUAAAUAGAUUAGCUUCACACAGACGUCUUCUAACUGUCACAGCACUUACAGGUAACUCCAGACUGUCUUUGAUCAUCCUGGAGCUGAUCAUUGGCUGAGCCUUUGCCAUUCUGCUUAUUCUUCCAUCCAUUUUGAAGGUUGUCUUCCGUUUUCUUCCACAUGUCUCUGGUUUUGCUCUCCAUUUUAAAG
This is a messenger RNA of Centropristis striata (black sea bass), 4399 nucleotides long. It is a transcript of the gene ubox5, whose product is annotated as U-box domain containing 5. The coding region runs from base 151 to 2058 and encodes 635 amino acids. The record is from RefSeq and is a predicted model, not a curated record. Lineage: Eukaryota; Metazoa; Chordata; Actinopteri; Perciformes; Serranidae. The transcript is spliced from 7 exons. Gene Ontology annotation, biological process: protein polyubiquitination. Gene Ontology annotation, molecular function: ubiquitin-ubiquitin ligase activity; ubiquitin protein ligase binding. Gene Ontology annotation, cellular component: nucleus.